Adineta steineri is the source of this 1254-nucleotide messenger RNA. The record is from the annotation of a GenBank genome assembly. NCBI's taxonomy places the organism in Eukaryota, Metazoa, Rotifera, Eurotatoria, Adinetida, Adinetidae.
AUGGGUUUACGAGAUAUAUUUCGAAAAUAUUUAAAAGGAGAUGAUACCUCAUCUCAUUCGAAUCUAAAUGAGAAAACAAAAAUACAGCAGCAGCAACAAAAACAAAAUACAUGUGGGAUACAAGCUCUUGAUAAAAAUGCUCCUAUACUAGCAAAUAUUUCGGAAAAAUAUCGUCAAUUUCCAUUUGCAACACGUCGUAAUGCUGUCACUGAUGAAUAUGAAGUAUCAAAAGAAUCAUUAGGUGUUGGUAUUAAUGGUAAAGUUUUAACAUGUUGGCAAAAGGAAACAAAACGUAAAUGUGCUUUAAAAAUAUUAAAAGAUUGUGAUAAAGCACGACGUGAAGUUAUUCUACAUAAAAAAGCUUGUGAAGGUUGUGAAUAUAUUGUUCGUGUACUUGAUGUUUAUGAAAAUAUGUAUGCAUCAAAUCGAUGUUUAUUGAUCGUAAUGGAAUGUAUGGAUGGUGGAGAAUUAUUUAAUCGUAUAAGAGAUAGACAAGAUAAACCAUUUACAGAACGAGAAGCAGCGAAUACUAUUUUAAUGAUAGCUAAAGCUGUUGCACAUUUACAUCAUAUGGAUAUGGCUCAUCGUGAUCUCAAGCCAGAAAAUUUACUCUUCACAAGUACUGCUGAUAAUGCUAUACUUAAAUUAACAGAUUUUGGAUUUGCCAAAGAAGGUAACAAUGAACAACAGCCGUUAAAUACACCAUGUUAUACUCCAUAUUAUGUUGCUCCGGAAAUUUUGUCCAAUGAUAAAUAUGAUAAGGCAUGUGAUAUAUGGUCAAUGGGUGUGAUAAUGUACAUUCUUUUAUGUGGUUAUCCACCGUUUUUUUCUAUACACGGUGGUGCUAUUAGUGCUGGAAUGAAAACGAAAAUUAAAGCUGGUGAAUAUCAAUUUCCAAAAGCUGAAUGGAAAAAUGUUUCACAGGAAGCAAAAUCAAUUAUACAAAAAAUGUUAACGGUUGAUCCAGCUGCACGUGUUACUAUUGAUUGGAUUAUUCGAUGUCCAUGGUUUACAGGUGAUAUACCAGAAACACCAAUUGAUAUGCGUCCAAUGCUUGAUACAGACACUUUUGAACAGACGAGAGUUGCAAUUGCUGCUGCCAAUCAUAAUCAACGUCGAGCUGAUGCCGAUGACGAAGAAAAUAUAAAUCUUCUUACACCAGAUAAAUCACGUAUUGCACAACGUGCUGCUAAACGACAACGACCAACUGUUGCUGAAAAUCUUUCAGCACCAUUAUCACAAAUUGAGGAAUGA